AGAUAAAAGUAAAGGCAGAAAGGACUAAAAAGUAUUUCACUGAAGAUUCUUCAUCUGAUGAUAAUUUACUAUCAAUUCUCAACUAUAGUCAAAGAAAGCAAAACCAAUUUUUACUAUUUUAU
This is a messenger RNA of Funneliformis mosseae, 122 nucleotides long. The record is from the annotation of a GenBank genome assembly. NCBI's taxonomy places the organism in Eukaryota, Fungi, Glomeromycota, Glomeromycetes, Glomerales, Glomeraceae.